This is a messenger RNA of Anguilla anguilla (European eel), 2410 nucleotides long. RefSeq names its product M-phase inducer phosphatase 1-B-like. The coding region runs from base 53 to 1558 and encodes 501 amino acids. Gene Ontology annotation, cellular component: cytoplasm; nucleus. Gene Ontology annotation, molecular function: protein tyrosine phosphatase activity. Gene Ontology annotation, biological process: protein dephosphorylation; G2/M transition of mitotic cell cycle; positive regulation of G2/MI transition of meiotic cell cycle. The record is from RefSeq and is a predicted model, not a curated record. The transcript is spliced from 15 exons. NCBI's taxonomy places the organism in Eukaryota, Metazoa, Chordata, Actinopteri, Anguilliformes, Anguillidae.
AUUGUUAAAUGGUUUCUUUUACAGGAAGGGCAGAGUGGACUUCCUAAAAGCUAUGGCCGACGCCCUGGCUGCAGGUUCGGGCGCGUUCCCGCGGGGACCCCACUCCCCGGACCCCUUGUUGUCCCCAAUGUCCAAGCUGGCUCACUGCUUCACGGGACUCGGCGCGACGCAGACCGGUGACACCCCCCGCCGUUGCCUGGACCUUUCUAACAUCAGCACUGGAAGUGCCGACGUCGCCGUUGGACCAGAAUCCCCAUGCAGCGCACCUCUCUCCGACCACGCCCAGUCUCCACAGCAGGACUCACCUGUGCCCAGAAAUAGCAGAAUGAAGCGGCUCAAGUCUUUUCUGCCUAGGCUGUUGUGCAGCAGUCCGAAGCCAAACUCUGACAGUCACCGGCAGGGGGGACCUCACGACACAAACAAGGAGAAUGUGGCCACCUGGAGCGAGCGGCAGACCCAGGUGCAGUGCCUGCUGCAGGCCCCAGACCCACAGACAGAGGGCAGCGGUGAGCUGAGCGCCCUGGGCAGCCCCAUCUCAGCCAUGCCCCUCUCCCCCGCGGCGGACUUCCGGGGGGCCGACGACUCGGACGGCUUCAUGGAGGUGCUGGAGGAGCAGGAAGUGGAGAGCUCGACCGCUGUCCACAUGUCCUCCAGCAUGGCUCAACUGCUCUCUGACCCCCUGAUGAACCAGGAAGUGGAUUUCUCCUCUGUGGCACUGUUCCAGCGGGAGGGUCGACGCCUGUUCCGCUCGCCCUCUAUGCCCGAGCGGCUGGACCGGCCGCGCCUGAAGAGAGCCCCGCCCCCCCCGACGGCCGACCCGCCAAUCAAGCGCCACAGAACUUUCCCCGCCAUCACGGAGGAAGAAGGGACCCAGGACGGAGGAGAAAAUGGAGGGACGGAGGGCAGGAAGAGGAGGUAUCUCUUGAAGAAGACUCACUCUCUCUGUGAGGUCACCCAGCACAUGGGUGGGGACGGUGUGAAUGCUGAGCUCAUUGGUGACUUCAGCAAGGUGUACGCUCUUCCCACUGUGAUGGGGAGACACGAGGACCUGAAGUACAUCACUGCAGACACAAUGUGUGCCCUGCUGAGUGGGGAGUUCAGCAGCCUCAUCGAGUCCUUUGUGGUGGUGGACUGUCGCUACCCUUACGAGUUUGAGGGAGGCCACAUCAAGGGGGCGCUAAACCUGCCCAACACGGACGAGGCGGUGGCUCACCUGCUGAGGCAGAGGCUGCAGGCCCGUUGCCCCGAGAAACGGCUGAUUCUGGUGCUGCACUGCGAGUUCUCCUCUGAGAGAGCGCCGAGAACGUGCAGACUGUUGCGUAGACAGGACCGCAGUUUGAAUGAGUAUCCUGCUCUGAUCUACCCAGAGGUCUAUGUGCUCAAGGGUGGAUACAGGGACUUCUACCACCUCUACAGGCAUCUCUGCGAGCCGCAGUCGUACUGCCCAAUGCACCACGAGGAUCACCGGGACGAGCUGCUUCGGUUUCGCACCAACAGCAGAGCCUCCGCCGAGGAACGCCGGCGUCGCGAGCACAUCACCCGCCUCAUCAAGCUCUGAGCCAAUCGAAACACUGCCUGUCGCCAUCGCUUGCCAAGCGGGUUGGGACAGCUUUUUACGUGCACACGCUGAAGGCGGAGUGUACCGUCAUGAACUGAUACUUGAAACGGGACCUUUAUGUCCAUGACAUCGCACAGGCGGAUGUGCUUUCCUUUGUGAGGUCAUCGGUGAGGGGGAGUGACUUGGGGGGUGAGCAGGCCCGCCCCUUUUUUAGACCGCCAAUCAUCGCAAAACCAGAACUUGACCAAAACGACUGCCUCUUCGUGCCUUCCUUAUUUUUUUUUUUACAUUUCUUUUUAUUUUAAUUUUUAAGGUGUGGAUGGCGGCUUUAACACAGGGGACUGUGCAGAUUUCUGAAAGUGCUACGCUGCCAUGACAACCGCGUUCCGCAAACAGCAGACCGUAAUGGGGCCGUCCCGCCUGUUUGUUCCUCUCCUCUUUUUCGUCUCUUCGCCGCGCCUGACCCUCCCAGAAAUGGGAAUUUCAGAUGCAAUCCACCGCGCCGCCUUCCUCCCUGGCAGAAAUGGUGGUUGUCGUGGUGCAGCGGUGCAGGAAUGCUAAUACCUGGCAGCGCAGGGAAAACUACGCGGUGGACGUGGUUUGGGAAUGUCUCUGAACUCCGAGCUGGACGUCCCGUCGGGGAAAAGGGCUGAAGAUCAGCUCAUUUUAGUUUUAUGAUUUGAGAGAGGGAACAUAAGAGAGAGAGAGAGCAGAGAAAGAGUGAGAGAGAGAUGAACAUUUUACUCUUGAAUUUGAUUUGAAUGUUUUAUCCUGUUUUCAGAAUUUCUACUCUGUCAGUUUUCUGCUAAUGCUUCCAUUUAUUAUUUUUUCCAUUAAAAACAACCAUUUUUA